AUGGCGCUCAAGCAUCUACUCAACUACGACAAUGUCGAUGACUUUCAACAUGGGAGCCACAGUCCGCACUCAGACUGGUACCAACACGGCUCUUCAGAACAGUCUACAGCGGCUCUGCCAACACAGUCCUGGGAGCAAUACAUAACCGAACUUCUCGGCUCGCAAACCGCACCAUGUGACCCACCACUAGAUGGAGAUGGGGUCGACAUAUACAGCUCGUUCCAAGACACGAGUGCUGAUAUUGAGCAAUGGGCGAUGGGACAAACGCCGCAUCGUUCUACGGAGGAUGGAACUCCAGCAGAAGAAGUCCACGUUUGCUACGGUAUGAUUUCUAGGGCUGCUAUCCGCCUUCGAGGCGAUAUGGUGGAGCUUCAUCGCAGGCUCAACUGCAUUGCAUCAUCUCCAAUUCCAGGCCAUGCGCGAAUGGUUAUCAUCAAGCCCGAAGCCCGAUUCCUGGUAGCUUUCCCGGACGGCGCAGUCGUAGGAGACGCGAAUGCCCAAUUAGAUGGAGCAUUGACGAGCAUCGCAGAACAAGGCUAUGAGGUUGAUCUGGAGGUCUUUGCCCCGAUUCGUGUCAUACAAGAGACUAUAGGUCGUGCUACCAAAGAGAAAGAGGCUGUAGUACGGGUACAGGUGAAUGUGUACGGCCCACCGAUAGCUGCUUGCGACAUUGGUAGGGAGCUCUCGCAGCAGAAGAUAUAUCUGCAACGCCCUGUUUACGUCCGAGAUGGUUACCAAUACGAAAACCCGCACAUUCUCACUCUCCCUGGAUUCCAGGGCUCGAUGCCUGAGAUACCACCAUCUAUUACCGAGGAAUCUUGCCCCAACAAGAUUGGUCUGCAGACUUUGAAAAGCACUCUCCAGGAUGUGUAUUCCUCCCUCACGCGAGACCGCAAUCUGCGUGGGUUAGAGGGUGAUGAACGCCUCAAUACCUCUCUUUUGCCGCACCAGAAGACAGCACUUUCAUUCAUGAUGCAGCGCGAAAACGGGCCUAUACCAGAGGAAUACACGCUCUGGAGGUCGAGCGAAGAAGAUGGAGUCCAAUGCUAUCGUCAUGUCCUGACAAGAGGACGCUCAAUGGUUGAGCCGAACGAGACUGGUGGUGGUAUCCUCGCAGACGAGAUGGGAAUGGGAAAGACUCUCUCGAUAUUAGCCCUUAUACUACGGACGCUAAACACUGCGCACGAUUGGGCUAUCCGCAUCGAUGAUCUGAACGAUGCGACUUUGGAAAUACCAAAGAAGAGACGCCGCUCUGGAGCGACCCUGAUCGUUGCGUCAUCAGACCUCAUGAUCAAUGAAUGGUUUCAGGAACUAGAUAAGCAUUUUGACGAGCCUACUCGUAAAGCCUUGAAAGCGAUCAAGUACCAUGGCCCUCAUCGACACGUUUCCCUGGAGAGGCUCAUGGAGGCAGACCUUGUCAUCACUACCUAUCAUACGCUCGCGUCAGAUUUUGCCCGGACCAAGCAUGAGUUGAGGCAUAUUGAAUGGUAUCGUCUUGUCAUUGAUGAAGCCCACAUUAUACGACGGCAAUCCACCAUCUUGUACCGGACUGUAGCUGACAUCGCGGCCCGAUCGAGAUGGUGUCUGACUGGCACGCCUAUACAAAAUCGCCUGGAGGACAUCGGCUCUUUGUUCGCCUUCUUGAGAGUCAAUCCGUUUCACAGCUUGUCGAACUUUCGAAAGACUAUUGCUAUACCUUUUGAUGAGGGCGGUAAGAGACGUACUAUUGCGAUUGAGCGCUUCACUCGUCUUCUGGACUCCAUGUGCUUACGCAGAACCAAAGAUGUCCUGCAAUUGCCGGCUGAGCAGCAUCGAGUGAGAGAGGUACCGUUCUCAUCAGAAGAGCGAUUGCAAUACGAGCAGACCAAAGAGAUCAUGUUCCGAGCUGUUCGCAACCAGAAUGGCACUUUCGAUCAAAAGAGUACGCUGGGCAUGUUCCAGGUACAACUUCAACUGCGAAUUCUCUGCAACCAUGGUACUUGGCAGCAACCCUUCUCCUGGAAUCGCCGCAAACUGCAUUUACUGGAUGAGAGGGAGGCCAUGGAGAUCUCCCUGGGGCGAGACGGCGAGAUCACGUGCUCAAGCACGCCUAGUGGUCACGACGAGAUACCCAGCAAAUGCCCGCUAUGCCAGCCCCUGUGGAAUGUGUCCACCGAAGCACCUCGUUUCAUGGACGCAUCACAAGAAGAUACUUACUUUCGAGCAAACGGACGGUCUUCGAAGAUGGAAGUCUUGAUGAACGACGUCUCCGUCGAUAUAUGGGAUACGAAAAGCAUCAUAUUCACUUGUUGGACGCGCACCUUGAACUUGCUAGAGAGCUACCUCCGUUACAUGUCAAAUAACACGUGGACCCAUGAGCGCAUCGACGGCGAAUGCUCAACGACCAAACGCGAACGUAUCUUGCAUCAAUUCACGGAGGACCCCAAUCUGCGAGUACUGAUCAUGACCACCGGCACCGGCGCGGUAGGGCUCAAUCUUGCGACCGCGAACCGCGUUUUCAUCGUCGAGCCCCAAUGGAAUCCCUCAGUCGAGAACCAAGCUGUCGCACGAGCCCUGCGUCUUGGACAAAAGCAAGCAGUAUUGGUAACGCGUUACGUUAUGGAACAGACGGUAGAGCAGGACAUGCGCGCAUUGCAGGACACCAAACUGGAAAGAGCCAAUCUCAUACAAAGUGGCUGA
This is a messenger RNA of Alternaria incomplexa, 2679 nucleotides long. RefSeq lists its product as uncharacterized. The record is from RefSeq and is a predicted model, not a curated record. The transcript has 13 exons. Bases 1 to 2679 code for a protein of 892 amino acids. NCBI's taxonomy places the organism in Eukaryota, Fungi, Ascomycota, Dothideomycetes, Pleosporales, Pleosporaceae. Gene Ontology annotation, molecular function: ATP-dependent chromatin remodeler activity; ATP binding.